ACACUUUACACAUCAUAUGGCUCCGACAAAAGUGAAGACGGAGGAGCCCGAGCUUCCACCGCAGAAAGUGCAUCUUCUCCGAGACGUGGUGCCUCCCACAGACCUCGAUCCUAUCUAUUCCAACUACCAGACUGGGGUACCAAUAGCACUUGAUAUUGGCUGUUCCAGCUUCAAAAUUGGUCUCACGAAUUCGCCGGAACCACACAACAUCUUUCCAUCAGUAGCUGCACGCUACCGGGACAGAAAGGCAUUGAAAACUCUUACUCUUGCCGGAAAAGAUGUCUACAGAGACUCACUAGUCAGAUCCUCCAUUAAGACACCCUUCGAUGGACCCCUCGUGACCAACUGGGACUACAUGGAGGUUUUACUCGACUAUUCCUUGGCCCAUUUGGGUGUUGUUGGCGAUAAUGGAAGGCUUAAUAACCCUCUCAUCUUGACGGAACCAGUAGGAGUACCGUUCUCACAGCGUAAGAACAUGUAUGAAAUUCUAUUUGAGGCGUACCAAGCACCCAAAGUGACAUUUGGAAUCGACUCAUUAUUUUCAUUCUACGCUAACUCAACUUCAUCUACAGCUAGUGGUCUUGUAAUUGGCACUGGGCACGAACUGACUCACGUCAUCCCAGUUCUCCAUGGUAAAGGUAUUCUUUCACAAACGAAGAGAAUCGACUUUGGGGGCCAUCAGGCUGAGCAGUUCCUCGGAAAGUUGUUGCUGCUAAAGUAUCCCUACUUCCCCUCUAAAUUAAAUGCUCAUCAUACAUCCAACUUAUUCCGUGAUUUCUGCUACGUUCUGAAAGACUACCAGGAAGAAAUAGAUCAUAUUUUGGAUAUGGACAAGUUGGAAGAGGCAGAUAUUAUAGUCCAGGCACCUGUAGAGAUCAAUGUAGGAACUGAAAAGAAGAAACUGGAGGAAGAAUUGGCUCGUCAGGCUGCUAAACGUAGAGAACAGGGAAAGAGAUUGCAAGAGCAAGCCCAACAGAAACGGUUGGAGAAAUUGAUCCAAAAACAAGAGGAAUGGGACUAUUACUCGAAGUUCAGAGAGGAAUCUGAAAAGCUCAAUAAGCUGGAACUACAGGCCCGUUUAGAAACUGAUGGCUUUGACGAUCUCGCUGACUUCAACAAAUAUAUGUCUGGAUUGGAGAAGUCGUUAAAAAAGGCACAUGAUCAAGACAUUGGAGAAGGAGAUAACCAUGAGGUAGAUCCAGCCAGCGCUUGGCCACUUUUAGAUACACCUGAUGACCAAUUGACUGAAGAGCAGAUCAAGGAAAAGAGAAAGCAGAGGCUCCACAAAGCCAAUUACGAUGCCAGGGAGCGUUCAAAGGAGUUAAAGAGACAGCAGGAAGAAGAAAAGGCGCAAUACGAACGUGAACAGCAAGAAUGGAGAGAAAAGGAUUUGGAAGACUGGUGUAACGUCAAGCGAAUCCACUUGGCUGGCUUAAUAAGUAAAUACAAAGAGAGUAUAAAACUUUUGGAAUCUUUCAAAGAUAGAAAAUCUGCUGCUGCACAACAAAGAAUGAAAAACAUCGCCGAUUUGGCGAACGAUGAGAGCGGAUCGACCUCCGCUGCUUCAAGAAAGAGAAGAAGAAAUGCCAACUCUACUAUCGACAACGACCCCAACGACACGUUUGGUGCGAAUGAUGACGAUUGGGCAGUUUACAGAGAUAUCAGCAAUCAGAAAAUUGAAGAAGAACUAGGUGAAACCAACCAGGAAAUCUUGAGUUUGGAAGAGGAGCUCUUAAAAUUCGAUCCUAACUUCCAUCACGAAGAUACAUUCGCUGCUUCUCAAACAUUUGACUGGAGAAAUCUGGUUUUGCACAAAUUCAUCCAUGGGCCACGUCAAAAUAUCACGAUAGCCAUGCAGGCAGAGGGCAUUAACCCAGAUGAAAUCGACAAUCACCCCGAGAUCAUUCGUAAGAACCAUCAGAUCCAUGUAAAUGUAGAGAGAAUACGUGUACCAGAGAUUUUGUUCCAGCCUCAUAUCGCUGGGCUUGACCAGGCUGGUAUCUCAGAGAUUCUGAGCGAUUUGUUGAAUAGGAGCUUUGGUUCCAGUUUUUAUGAAGGUGGUGACUCUCUCAACUUAAUCCGAGAUGUAUUUGUAACAGGUGGUUUAGCCCAUUUACCUAACUUUACCACCAGAGUCACCAACGAUUUUACAAGUUUCUUGCCUGUUGGUGCUCCUAUUCGUGUACGUACUGCCAGAGACCCUAUUGGAGAUUCCUGGAGAGGAAUGCAGAAAUGGGCAUCCAGUGAAGAAUGCGAAAACAGCUACAUUUCUAAGGCAGAUUACGAAGAGUAUGGCCCAGAGUAUAUCAAGGAACACGGACUUGGUAAUGUUAGCUUACGGUAA
Scheffersomyces stipitis CBS 6054 is the source of this 2344-nucleotide messenger RNA. RefSeq lists its product as uncharacterized. The record is from RefSeq and is a predicted model, not a curated record. Gene Ontology annotation, cellular component: cytoplasm; Ino80 complex. The transcript has a single exon. Bases 17 to 2344 code for a protein of 775 amino acids. Gene Ontology annotation, biological process: regulation of DNA-templated transcription. NCBI's taxonomy places the organism in Eukaryota, Fungi, Ascomycota, Pichiomycetes, Serinales, Debaryomycetaceae.